Molecule: messenger RNA, 4707 nt
Organism: Cuculus canorus (common cuckoo)
Lineage: Eukaryota; Metazoa; Chordata; Aves; Cuculiformes; Cuculidae
Gene: KCTD10
Product: potassium channel tetramerization domain containing 10
Exons: 7
Coding region: 135-1076 (313 amino acids)
Biological process (GO): protein ubiquitination; proteasome-mediated ubiquitin-dependent protein catabolic process; protein homooligomerization
Cellular component (GO): Cul3-RING ubiquitin ligase complex
Molecular function (GO): ubiquitin-protein transferase activity; protein binding
Source: RefSeq, a predicted model, not a curated record
CUAAGUGUUUGUCAGCGCCGGAAGGAGUUUUGUGUGGCGCGCGAGCCGCGCCGGAAGUGACGCUGCGGGGGCCGGAAGUGCCCCCGCCCCGGCGCUCCCGCUCGCUCGGUCCGUGGGGCUGCGCGGCGCCGUUCAUGGAAGAGAUGUCGGGAGAAAGUGUGGUGAGCUCAGCGGUGCCAGCGGCUGCGACUCGCACCACCUCCUUCAAAGGGACGAGUCCGAGCUCCAAGUAUGUCAAGCUGAACAUUGGCGGAGCCCUCUACUACACCACCAUGCAGACCCUGACCAAGCAGGACACCAUGCUCAAGGCCAUGUUCAGUGGCCGAAUGGAAGUGCUCACGGACAGUGAAGGAUGGAUCCUGAUCGACCGCUGUGGAAAACAUUUUGGGACAAUACUGAACUACCUGCGCGAUGGGGCAGUGCCACUCCCUGAGAGCCGCAGGGAGAUAGAAGAGUUGCUGGCUGAAGCAAAGUACUACCUGGUCCAGGGGCUGGUGGAUGAGUGCCAGGCAGCCUUGCAGAACAAAGAUGCAUAUGAACCCUUCUGCAAGGUACCAGUCAUCACGUCUUCCAAAGAAGAGCAGAAACUUAUAGCCACUUCUAACAAGCCAGCAGUGAAGUUGCUAUAUAACAGGAGCAACAACAAAUAUUCCUACACCAGCAACUCUGAUGACAACAUGCUGAAGAACAUUGAGCUGUUCGAUAAGCUGUCCUUGAGGUUCAAUGGGAGAGUGCUCUUUAUAAAAGAUGUGAUUGGAGAUGAGAUCUGCUGCUGGUCUUUUUACGGGCAGGGGCGGAAGAUUGCCGAAGUCUGUUGCACUUCCAUUGUUUACGCUACUGAGAAAAAACAGACAAAGGUGGAGUUCCCAGAAGCUCGUAUUUAUGAGGAGACACUGAACAUUCUGCUGUAUGAGUCCCAGGAUGGGAGGGGACCUGACAAUGCGCUCUUGGAAGCCACAGGAGGGGCAGCUGGCCGCUCCCAUCACCUAGAAGAAGAUGAGGAGCGAGAGCGCAUUGAACGCGUGCGAAGAAUCCAUAUUAAACGUCCAGAUGACAGGGCCCAUCUGCAUCAGUGAGCUGAGCAAGAGCUGCAGACUGCGCAGCUCUGUUGAGAGGGCGCUGCCCUUCGGCUGAUCAAUUACCUGCAGCAGGGGACCAGGUGGUUUCACUUCUGUUCGGCAAAGUCUGUACAUUACGUUUUGUAACAAAUUAGAUUAUUUGGGGUAUUUAAAUGUAGUAGUUCUAGGACAAGAAUAAAUAAGGUUACUGGGCAUACGACACGCACCGUAAGGACCUAUUGAGCAUCUGGAGAAAUGUCCUGAAUUUUUAGCACUCGUCUUUGCGGUUUUGUGGCUAGAGAGGAAGAGGGCUGGCUUCCUUUGGCUUUAGUAAUUAUCCUGCACUUUAAAAAACAAACAAACAAACAAACAAAAGGUCAGUCAGCCCUAUACCUUCUCUCCAGGCACUCUUUGUCCCUGUUUCCUCCUAGGCAUUCCAGUGUGGGAGAAAUGCAGUGAUCCAAACACACCAGAGGUAUCGCCGAGCUCCUUUGCUCCCAAGCCUGUAGGUGAUAGGCUUGGUAGCUCAGGAGUGUCUCGGUGUGACUCUAGGACAAGUGACUUGUGCUGACCAGAUUCCUGUAGUGCUGGGGGUCAGAGGGAGCCCUCUUGGAGUGGUGGGAGGGAGCAAGGAGAGCUGCUUGGGCUCAGCUUGCUGGGUGGCUGCUUGUGGUUCCUUACAGCUCUCAGGACCCACUCCCUGAAGGGUUUGGUGGGGCUUCUACAGCACUGAACUGUAGAGACCCACUCCUGCUUUAUCCAUGCAGUUCAAAGGUGGAAGAUUUUAGAAUUCCUCCAAAAUGAAGAUCAGGAGCAAAUUGUAUGUGAUGAUUGCUUUUCCUUAGGAUGGUGUCGCUACCAGUUAGCGCUUAGAACUUCUGCCUGACUCUGGAUCUCGGAUAGGAAGUUUAUUUCCCUCAGAUGGCAGGUCAGUAAGUUGUGCUUUCUUUCCUACAGGUAAAGUAGUAGUCGUCGUAGAUUGAAACGCUCCAUGCCAGCCUAGUGCUGGUAGGAAGCCAGCAACUGUAGUUCAGUUCUGUAACUGAUACAGAAGCAUUGUCUUGCUUUGAGUGAGGGCAACACAAGUACCAUGGGGAAGAGGAGUAGUGGGUGGCACAGAGGCAGUUAUUCCUUGUUUGACUCUAUCCUGAGCAUAUUCCAAGUCUUUUCAGAAGCAGCAGCUGUGUGUGAAAGGGCAGAGCUGAAAUGUUGUGUAGAGAAGGCCUAUGCAGUCUAGUUUUCUAAGAGUACUUUUCUAUUAUAAAUGAAUGUUAUCUACCUCCUCGUCUCUUGUUGCCUAUUGUGGAGUCAAAUAACAGUUAGAGUGGAAGAUUGUCUGUUAUUCAAUAGGACCGGAUGCUCAAGGAUAAUGAACAGAGCCACAGCUGUAAUGGAUAAUGUAACAAAUCUUGAGAGAGAGAGAAACCCAAUGUAGGAAGUCUUAAACUUGCAGUCAGGCUGGCACCUUGGAGGAUGCCAGAGUACUUUGGCCCGUUCUGCAGUUGUUUUGACCCUUCAUCUGGAAUAUCUAGCACUGGCCGUAAUGUCUGAACACCUCAUACAGAACAGCAGCUCCACGUUCCUCCUACUCCGUGAGGUGGUUCUUUGGUUUUGCCCAGCUUCCUGCUGCGAGGAUUCCUGCUCAGGGCUGUUAAUGGCACGUUAACAUUUUGAAAACCAAAGGUGGUGUCAGGUUCACCAGCUACGUUAUUCAAAUGCUUCUGUCUCAAAUAGCAGUUACAUCCCAGACCAGCUCUAGCUUGUCUGUAGAGGCUAAAAUAAAGCAUUGGGUCUUUGCUUAGUGUUGGAUCAUCAAGCUAUAAAGGUUUCAAAGUUAGGCUGAAGUCAUCUUUCCGGUAACCAAAGACUUUUCUGCCUGUAACUUGUUCCUGUCUCCUCUCUUUCUUCUUCAGCCACUGAUUUAUAAGCAAAGCUCAUCAGUAAACGGCUCCCAUCAGUUACGCUCUAGUUCAGCAGCCAUAGCUACAUCCUGCUAGUUCUGGACUUAUAUUUUAAGCUGUACUUACAUGUGUUUGUAACGCUUUGGAUUUGUGGAAGUCCAUAAUGCAAAUUGUUGUGAAGGACCCAGUGCCUCUCCCUCCUUAACUUCCUGAUGCGAUAAGCUGGGGAGCAUGGAAGGAAAGUCCUCGAAAUAGUUCUGUUUCUCCAGCACCCUGUACUUUGACACCUACAGGCACGUUACUGCACUGUUUAUGGGUUUCUGAGUGUCUGUAACACACCCACUGCCCUCAAAGGGGUCCGGACUCUGCGCUAUGUAAAGCCGCUCCGUCUAAUUCCCAUGUCCCAGUGGUCCCGCUCUGCUCCUGCUGGUCACCAGCAGGUGGAAAGGAAACAUCAGCCUAUUGUUGUAGAAUAUGCUGAUAGUCCCAGAGCAAACUCUGUUGCUUAGUGAGCUUGUUCUCUCCUGUGAGAGGAAGGCCAGGCCACCUUCAUCCUCACCUGCACUGAACGACCCGCUCUCCCCACACGGUGUAGGGGAGACUCCAGCCACCCUGCACUGGCUGUUCAGCCAAAACUCAGCUCCGUCCUGUGGUGGGAGAGUAGGUUCAGCUCCGGGAGGGGACAUGUUGGCACCUGACAGGUAAUCACACCUAUGUGAUUAACUUUGCUGUAAAUAGAUUCUUAACUGGCUUCAGUAUUUCCUUUUUCAGGUUUUGCAAACUUAAGUUCUUAUAAACCAGGGGAUGAUUAUUUUUAAUCUUUGUACAGCGGUUUACACAAGUAUUGGUCUACAAGUCACUCCAGGAGAGUUGGAGUAAGUUUCAGUUUUGCUAUUGCAUUUCUGGGCAGACUCUGCCUUAACGCGCUCCUGACUUAACCCUCUGCGUGCUGUAGUUGUGUGGUAAAGAUGUGCUGCUGUCAUGCGUUAGACCUUUACCUACUGGCCACUUGUCCUUGGUCUGUGGAGAGAGACUUAAUGCCAUUGCACAAAUGCUCUCAGCUCUUGAGCCUUUUUACUGUAAAUGGGUUUGCCUCUACAGCUUUCAGGUGAAGACGGGACAGGGCAGCUGUCCUGGUCACAAGCAGCUCUUUAGAUUAUCUGGUACUGCCUCGUGUUAGCAGGGAGUGCACACCUGUCUGCUUCAAUUCUCCAGCACUCUGUAGAAGGCAGUGACAGUGACAGAAUGGCAGAGUAGAGCUGAGUAAAAUCUUACCUGUUCAAGAUUUUUGUCUGGCGUGAUGCAGAAAAGCCAGAUUACAAUCUGCAGCUUGGAAUACAGUGUGGGCUGCACAGCAGAGGCAAUACAGCUCCCUGACAGGGUGUUUAAUCCCACCUCCACCAGCAUAGCUGUGGCCCUGAGACAGCUGCUCCUCUGUUUCCACAAGGCAGGUUUUGGAUCCCAUCCUGCAGGCCAUCACCUGGUUAGGGCCCUUAGAGGAGGCUCCAAGCUCCACUCUUACCUUUGAGCAACGGGUAGGUGGAACCUUCCAGUCUUAAUGGAGUUGUUCUGUUUCAUGGACAAUAGGAGCAAAUUCAUCUGUCCUGUACAAUCAUUCCCUCCCACUUUGUACUUGUGCACAAAAAACAGCUUAAGCUGGAUUUCAGUGUAUGGUUGGUGUUUGCAAUAUGUACUUUUUUUUUUCUCUUUAAAUAUAACACAAUAAAUUAGAAGAUAUUUCAUAUUUA